This is a messenger RNA of Salvelinus fontinalis (brook trout), 2762 nucleotides long. RefSeq names its product sister chromatid cohesion protein PDS5 homolog B-A-like. The coding region runs from base 2107 to 2481 and encodes 124 amino acids. Lineage: Eukaryota; Metazoa; Chordata; Actinopteri; Salmoniformes; Salmonidae. The record is from RefSeq and is a predicted model, not a curated record. The transcript has 4 exons.
CUCCUCGUGGAGUACAAUGUAAGGCAGGUGGUUAGAGCGUUGGACUAGUAAUCGGAAGGUUUCAAAAACAAAUCCCCGAACUGACAAGGUAAAAAUCUGUCGUUCUGCCCCUGAACAAGGCAGUUAACCCACCAUUCCUAGGCCGUCAUUGAAAAUAAGAAUGUGUUCUUAACUGACUUGCCUAGUUAAAUAAAGGUGUAAAAAAAACGGCCAAAUCGGUGUCCAAAAAUACAGAUUUUCUAUUGUUAUGAAAACUUGAAAUCGGCCCUAAUUAAUCGGCCAUUCCGAUUAAUCGGUCGACCUCUAAUGCGUACGUGUCACGUAAAGAGAGCAGUUGUUUAGGGAAUGUUUUUCCUAAACAAAUUAGAGAUUUCGGUAACAACUUUUCAGUCAGAAAUGGCUGUAAUUAUGUUGCAGCUUCAGCAACAUGGACAGCAGGAGAAACACUAAUGUUCUGUGGUGGUUGUUGCAGCAGGGAGGAGAAAGAGACAAUAUGUGCAAGUCACACAGUCACUUGCUGUCAUUUUUUUAACACAGUGCAGAAAGUCUGAACCUGGCCCGACAAAAUCGAAUAAAUUGCGGUCAAACUCCCUAUAGUCAUUUGUGUGUCUUAAUUGUUUCAUCAAACAUUGCGCUUAAAGCAUCAGACAAGCUCAGUGCAUAUUUUUAUUUUUGGCUCACCUGUUUUGGGGGAGUUUCUCCCCUUUGUCUCUGCUGAUCCUCUUAAGCUCUGUCAGGUUGGAUGGAGAGCGUCGCUGCACAGCUAUUUUCAGGUCUCUCCAGAGAUGUUCGAUCAGGUUCAAGUCCGGAGUGGCUUUGCAGAGGCCGGGCCACUGAAGGACAUUCUGAGAUUUGUUGUGAAGCAACUGCGGGUGAACCUGUCACUUACAGCAGAUGGGUGCAGUGAAAUGUGUUGUUUUACAGGGUCAGCCAUAGUAGUAUGCUGCCCCUGGAGCAAAUUAGAGUUGAGUGCCUUGCUCAAGGGCACGUCGACAGCUUUUACACCUUGUCAGCUCAGGUAUUAGAACCAGAAAUCCUUUGGUUACAGGCCCAAUGCUCUAACCACUAGGCUACAUUGACACCAGUGUAGCAAAUUGGGGUUAGGGCCCAUGUCUAAUUUUCUACCGUAUGGAUAUUGCCAAAGAUAACAUUUAUUGUGAUCUCUGAUGUACCACAAAUCUGAAAGACCUUUAACAGGCUUGUUAUAAUUGCAUUCAUGUUCAAACAAUUCCUGGCUGGCCUUGUGUAUUGGUAGACAAAUGACCUUUCUCCCCCCCCUGGGAACCAGCUUUGGUGUGUUGCUAUACUGUUUCUAUACAGAAGUGGUUCCGUUCUUAUCACAUGAUGGUCACCAGCAGCAGAUAGUUGCUGCUGUCAUUAAUACAGUGCUUUAGACAGCAGCCUACUACUCUCUGCUUGGGUAUUUCUUAUCUCUUUUUAUUUUCAACACUCAGGCAUACUGUUGGCAAAGUAACUCGCUAAUAAAGCCAGGUGUUGUCAUACUCAACAUGUUUGGAAACUCUUAAUCAGGCUAUACAAUUAUUUAACUUGUGUAGCCUAUUUCUUUUUGACAGGAAGCAGGGUAAAAAACCAUAGGUAUACAUUUUUGAAUACACCAGAGACUGUGGCUGGUUCACCAAAAAGGGUCAUGCUCUGCAGGAAGUACAAGAUAUUAGUCAUUUAAUCAUGUAUUAGAUGCCCACGUCGCCAGUUUGAGGUUGAAUAUUUCAAAACACUCAUCCAGUGAUGUGUCCAUAUAUGUUUUGUGUGGUUAUAUUCCAGCUAGCAGCCAAUGGAGAGCAUGGCUCACUCAAAGGGUCGGGCCACAGAUGGCAAGAUCACCUAUCCGCCCGGGGUGAAGGAGAUCUCGGACAAGAUCUCCUUGGAGGAGUUGGUCCGCAGGCUCAAGGAUCGACAGUGCCGAGGUGGACCACAGUGAGAACGAGGAUAUCACGGUCAUGAAGAGUCUGGCUGCUCAGGACGACGACAGAAAGCCCGGCCCGGGGACGCAAAUGAGGGGCAGCCGCUGCCAGCCAGGACGACAAGGCAGGCCAGGAGGCCAAGCCCAAACGAGGGUGGAGGAAGGAGCCGGCGGCUAACACCAGCAUGGGUGUGGGGGAGGAGCCGUGGGCCGAGACCAAUGCCGCAGACACCACCCUGGAGACGAAAGACGAGCAGAACAAUCCUCCCAAAAGAGGUCGCAGGAGACGGCCCCCCAAGGCUGCUGCGCCCAAUAAUGACAGACUUACCAAGGGCAUGAGGGGCCGGAAGAAGGCUGCGUGUCAAGCUGAGGAGGAAGAUGGCAGCAGUGAGAACAUGGAAGUGAAGCCCACGGUGCAGAGAGGAGGCAGGGCACCACGGAGGCCGCAGCAGAGACUGGAGGCCUCAGAGGCCACAGACGACUCUGCAGAAUCCAUGCCACAGAAAAGACGGGGGAGACCUCCCAAAGCACAGCAACAUUCAGCCAAGAAAAAUCUGUAACUGUGGCAUUUUCUUCAACUUCAUUCAUUAUCCUUUAUAUUUUGAAUUAAUUCAGUGCCUUGCAUGAGUUACAGACUUGCUGUUUGCAGGUUUUUGUUUUGUUUUGUUUUGACUUCAAUGUCAACCCUGUUACUCAGUGAGGAGCAGGCUGUUGUUUUGCUGUUGUACAAUGACCUGCUGUGUGUUUCAGGCGCACAGGGCGUUUGAGUAAAGAGAACGAGUCCGAGGUGGAGGAGAUGGAGAUGUCUCAGAGCCAGGAAGAGGAGGAGAGCAAGACCACA